Neomonachus schauinslandi (Hawaiian monk seal) is the source of this 1834-nucleotide messenger RNA. It is a transcript of the gene AUP1, whose product is annotated as AUP1 lipid droplet regulating VLDL assembly factor. The record is from RefSeq and is a predicted model, not a curated record. NCBI's taxonomy places the organism in Eukaryota, Metazoa, Chordata, Mammalia, Carnivora, Phocidae. Gene Ontology annotation, cellular component: membrane. Gene Ontology annotation, molecular function: ubiquitin binding.
AUGCCCGAAGACUCCGCCUUCCCAGGAGCCCCUGCGGCGGCGCGAAGAUGGCGGCGGCGGCCGGACAGCCCUAAAGGAGCAGCAAUGGAUCCUUCCCCGGCGCUGGGGCCGGAGCGGCUCUUUGACUCGCACCGGCUCCCGGGUGACGGCUUCCUGCUCCUCGCGCUGCUGCUCUACGCUCCAGUCGGGUUCUGCCUCCUCGUCUUGCGCCUCUUUCUUGGGAUCCACGUCUUCCUGGUCAGCUGCGCUCUACCAGACAGUGUCCUUCGCAGGUUCGUGGUGCGGACCAUGUGUGCGGUGCUGGGGCUCGUAGCCCGGCAGGAGGACUCCGGACUCCGGGAUCACCGCGUCAGGGUCCUCAUUUCCAACCACGUGACACCUUUCGACCAUAACAUAGUCAACUUGCUCACCAGCUGUAGCACCCCUCUACUCAACAGUCCCCCAAGUUUUGUGUGCUGGUCUCGGGGCUUCAUGGAGAUGGAUGGGCGGGGGGAAUUGGUGGAGUCACUCAAGAGAUUCUGUGCUUCCACGAGGCUUCCUCCCACCCCUCUGCUGCUAUUCCCUGAGGAAGAGGCCACCAAUGGCCGGGAGGGGCUCCUGCGCUUCAGUUCCUGGCCAUUUUCUAUUCAGGAUGUGGUACAACCUCUUACCCUGCGAGUCCAGAGACCCCUAGUCUCUGUGACGGUGUCCGAUGCCUCCUGGGUCUCAGAACUGCUGUGGUCACUUUUCGUCCCUUUCACAGUGUAUCAAGUAAGGUGGCUCCCUCCUGUUCAUCGCCAGCUGGGGGAGGGGAAUGAAGAGUUUGCCAUCCGUGUGCAAGAGCUGGUGGCCAAAGAAUUGGGCCAGACAGGGACACGACUCACUCCAGCAGACAAAGCAGAGCACAUGAAACGACAGAGACACCCCAGGUUGCGCCCUCAGUCAGCCCAGUCUUCUUUCCCUCCCUCCCCUGGCCCUUCUCCUGGUGUGCGGCUGGCAGCUCUGGCUCAGAGAGUCAAGGAGGUUUUACCCCAUGUGCCACUGGGCGUCAUCCAGAGAGACCUGGCCAGAACUGGCUGUGUAGACUUGACCAUCACUAAUCUGCUUGAGGGAGCUGUAGCGUUCAUGCCUGAAGAUAUCACUGAAGGGACCCAGUCCCUUCCCACAGCCUCCGCCCCCAAGUUCCCCAGCUCUGGCCCGGUGACCCCUCAGCCCACAGCCCUCACAUUUGCCAAGUCCUCCUGGGCCCGGCAGGAGAGCCUACAGGAGCGCAAGCAGGCACUCUAUGAAUAUGCGAGAAGGAGAUUCACAGAGAGACAGGCCCAGGAGGCUGACUGAGCACAGGAUGGCACCCAGAGCCGCAGGACGGAGACUGGGGGCAACCCUCACCCAACUUACAACUGGCUGGAAGGGUGGGUGGUAAAAAGGGAGGGAUGGGGCUCCCCCCAAAAUCAUAUUAAAUUCAGGGUUUUCACUCAAGGUCUCUGUUGCCUCUCUGGGGCUCAAAAGCCCACUGAGCAGGUUCUUUUUCCCUUGGUUGGGGGGAACAGGGGUGAGAGCCUCCUUGUGGGUUUGUGAGAAAUGGUUGAAAUCACCCCUUCGUGUCAAGAAAUGAGUGAUACUAUGGAAGUGUAACUGAAUUGAAGACCAGCAGCAACUGGACCCUAGCUUGGGUGUUGGCCCCACUUUGUGAAGAGACAGCUGCAAAACUACAAGUCCCAAGAUGCCUUUCACUAACAGCACAAUGUACACUGUCUGUAGAGUACACAUGCUCAGUGUGGUGUCUGGAACCUGUUUUCCAUAGGCUUCUGACUAAUUAAAUAAGGUGGAGCAAAUGGCCCCACCCCAAAACCAG